Molecule: messenger RNA, 798 nt
Organism: Mauremys mutica (yellowpond turtle)
Lineage: Eukaryota; Metazoa; Chordata; Testudines; Geoemydidae
Product: olfactory receptor 5F1-like
Exons: 1
Coding region: 1-798 (265 amino acids)
Biological process (GO): sensory perception of smell; G protein-coupled receptor signaling pathway
Cellular component (GO): membrane
Molecular function (GO): G protein-coupled receptor activity; odorant binding; olfactory receptor activity
Source: RefSeq, a predicted model, not a curated record
AUGUACUUCUUCCUGUGCAAUUUGUCUGUUGUCGAUAUCUGCUAUUCAUCUGUUGUCACCCCAAAGAUGCUGGCGAACUUCUUAGCACAGAGCAAAGCCAUUUCCUAUUCUGGGUGUUUGGUUCAACUGUAUUUUUUUAUUAUCUGGCUCAGCACUGAGUGCCUGCUUCUGGCUGUGAUGGCGUAUGACCGCUAUGUGGCCAUCUGCAAACCAUUGCUUUACUCAGCGGUUAUGUCCCAUAAAGUCUGUGUCCCAUUGGUGGCUAGCUCCUAUUUCACUAGUUUCAUGAGUGCUAUGAUUACUGCAUGUUUAAUUAGCAGGUUAACAUACUGUGGCUCCAACAUCAUCAACCAUUUUUUCUGUGACACCCCUCCACUGCUAGCUCUGUCAUCCUCCGAUAGCUCCAUUGCUGAAAAUACUAUUUCUAUUUUAGCUGGUUUCACCAGUGUCAGCUCCCUCCUGAUAAUCCUCUUCUCUUACCUGUACAUCCUGGGUGCCAUCCUGAGGAUCCACUCUGUCGAGGGCAGGCACAAAGCCUUCAACACUUGUGCCUCCCACCUGACGGCCGUCACCAUGUUUUAUGGGACUCUGAUCUUUACAUACUUACGUCCCAACACCAGCUACUCACUGGGCCAAGACCAGGUGGCCUCAGUGUUCUACACAGUGGUGAUCCCCAUGCUGAACCCUCUGAUCUACAGCCUGAGGAACCAAGAGGUGAAGGAUGCUCUGAGGAGAUCACUGGGGAGGGGUAGUGUUUUGAAGAAGAAUGCAUUUAUUAAAAUGACUAGAAAAGAAUAA